GGCAUGACAAAUUGCUGGCCAAGCCCCCUCCUCCUCCUCCCCAUGCAGGAGCCAGGGGACGUGCUUGUGCUCUGCCUAUGAACUGACUUCUGCAGCCGUUGGAACAGCGGUUGGUCGCGCCUCUGCAGCUGUCAACCGACACGUGUGAUGGUGCUCUGCCAGGGUUGCGGCCAUGCACGGCGACGUCUCGACUCGGCGAUGCGCAUACAGGACGUGCGUGGGUCAAAAUUAGAUGAUCAGAAAAGGCAAGUCGCAAGAGCUCUGCGUUCCUCUGCGCCCUUUCUUCUUCACAUGCAGGUACAGGCAUCUUGUUCUCUUCGUUGUACAGGGGCUGAGGAGACCUUGGCAGCGGCCGAAGACUAAAGGAGUCGGACUGCAAGAAGGGGCAGGCGCCGACAACAAACAUCGUCACCUCACUAGCAUGAAUCAUUGCGCCGGGCGCUCAACCGGGCUAUCGGCUGGUCAAAGAGCCAGCAGCAGCACAACCCUGCAUGGCGCCUCACGGUUUGGGUUUCUGGGUCUCACCCGUGCCGCCCCGCCCGCAGCUUCUCUCUCUCUCUCUCUCUCUCUCUCUCUCUCUCUCUCUCUCUCUCUCUCUCUCUCUCUCUCUCUCUCUCUCUGUCGGCUCCCUUGUUGAUCCUGGCCGGCCCACCUCCGAACCUCCUUGCGCCCCUCCCUUUGUGAUCGGCACCAGAGCUGGUUCCUCCAGCGCGCGCCGAGUCUCUUCGCCAGACUCUCGGCCGGGUCAUCAUUGGUAGCGAGAUUAAAGGGCGACAGGUUACUCGGUUCAGGCUGCAUGUGGCAUCUUCAAUGUUGCCUCCCGUUCACCUGACUUUUUUUUUUCUUUGUUUAUUUGUUGUUCAUGUUGUUGACGAACAUUUAAGUCGUACUAACUGGGCUAUGCUUCAUUGCUGUCAUUUCGCACCUUGCCGGGUCAGCCUCCAGUCGCUUCAAUUCCAUCCUCGAUGGCGAAGGCUUUUCUCUGUCAUGACGAUGAUUGCACCGGACUAAGAACUUUACGUCCUAGGCAGUGCCGUUCACUCCACAACGGGUCGGUACCUUCCAUUUGCAUCCGGCGUCAAUGGCAUGACUCCUAUUGCUUGAGACGUGACCGGAUAGCAGCCUUCACAGUCAUGGCAACGGGUGCGCAUCAAAGGUAGGCUCCAGACUACCCCCAGAAGAAGAGAGAGAGGCUCUUCAGCUGCUCUGGCAUCUGGGUAGUUGAGCGCGCCCGAUCACAGCUACACCAGACUCUCGCGUUGACCUGGGUCCGCCGACAAGGAAUCCCGGCAUGGGCACAAGGAUUUGUAGGCUUUGUGGGAACAGAUGGAUUUAUACAUCUUGGGGGGACCACAGCCGCCUCACGGAAACCGGUGCGCGGCAUUGCGUGCUGCAGGACUUAGGGCAUGAUGUGAUCACGUUGUCACACGACGUCUUUUGGAACCGUGCGGCGUGCAUGCCCACACCAGACGGAUCACAAACAGCGACCCGAGAUUGUUGGGACGCGGUCCCAGCGCUCCGGUAAGACAUUGAACCCGAGCAACUGGAAGAGGCACGAUGCGGGGCGGGGGAAUGAUCGACAAUGGGUUGAUGAAGACCGCAGAGAGUCCGCUCAGUAGCAUUGAGGCUUGGUGUGAAGGUCAGGUUGGUGUGAAGGUGAAGGUCUUCGGCUCGAGGAACGGAGCUGGCAUAGCGUCACACGGCCACAGCGUCUUGGCUGAUUAAAACGUUUCUUCUUUCUUCGUGUUCUGGGCAGGGGCAUGGAAUGGUGGCCUGCACCAUCGGGACGACAGACCUUGCCGGACGGAUCACCUGGGACGAAAUGUGAUGGCAAGGACGUACUUCUCCGGACUCGCUUGCCUCCCACUCCUUGUCGCCGUGGCCGACGUGAUGGGAACCCGCGACGGGAACCGAAGUCGAAUUGGCCCAGGCAGCAAAGGCUACAUACAAUGUGAGGCGUGGAAUGAGAAAACAAACGGUUUCCGGGAGUCAUGAUAUGUGAUAGAAAGAUGCCCCGCAACAGCUCAUCUAGACUCUGAACUAGCAAGUUGUCGACCACGUUGCCCCUCACCUGCAGCGCUCCGGCCGCCCUUCCUACCCGUUGUUGCCACAACCAGAGAGAGAAAAAAUGGCACCCGUGGUCGUUGUCUCCUCCAAGAACCCCGUCAAGAUCGAGGCCGCGCGGCAGGGGUUCGCGCUCAUGUUCCCCGGCGGCGGUGGCGGCGACGGCUUCGACAUCCACAGCGUCAGCGUCCCGUCGGGCGUACCGGAGCAGCCCUUUUCGGACCGGGAGACGCUCGACGGCGCGACGAACCGGGCGAACAACGCGCGCGCCGCCGAGCCAGACGCGGACUAUUGGGUGGGCAUCGAGGGCGGCGUCGACGACUCAAGACACGACGGUGAGGCGCCACCCGCGACGACGACGACGACGACGACGACGACGACGGACCGCUGGGUCCGCGGUGAUGACGGAGCGAUUACUACUACUAUUAGCGGUGAUGGUAGCACCGAUCAGCAGGCCGACGGCAGCGGCAGCGGCAAGACAACGGCAGCCGCAGGCAGGGGUCCCAUCGAAUCCUUUGCAUGGGUCGUCGUCAUUGGCAGGGACGGGCGCGUCGGCAAGGCGCGCACGGCGGCGUAUUACCUCCCCGAGGAGACGGCGAAGCUGCUGCGCGAGGGCAUGGAGCUGGGCCACGCCGACGACCUGAUCCACGGCAGGACCAACUCGAAGCAGCGCACCGGGUCGGUGGGCAUCCUCACCGACGACGCUGUGGACCGGGCGGGCUACUACACGCAGGCGGUCGUCCUGGCGCUGAUUCCCUUCAAGAACCCGACGCUGACGUUUGGGUGA
This is a messenger RNA of Purpureocillium takamizusanense, 2851 nucleotides long. RefSeq lists its product as uncharacterized. Gene Ontology annotation, biological process: thiamine metabolic process. The record is from RefSeq and is a predicted model, not a curated record. Bases 2129 to 2851 code for a protein of 240 amino acids. Lineage: Eukaryota; Fungi; Ascomycota; Sordariomycetes; Hypocreales; Ophiocordycipitaceae. Gene Ontology annotation, molecular function: ribonucleoside triphosphate phosphatase activity. The transcript has 2 exons.